UCGGUAUUUAUUCUUUCGGUUUGACGUGGUCGGUGAUCCCCGGGGUUUCCCGUUAAUAUCCCGACUUUCAUCACCAUCUUUCAUGCUUUUCCGGUUUCUCUCUGAGUCGCGGAGCUGCUGCGGGUCUCCGCCGGGUUCCAGCGUCCCUCCGCCGGCCUCCCGGAGCGCGAGCGCUCGGUGUCGGACCGACGGAGAUCAAUCUGCGCUGUAAUCUCCGGAUCUUUCCCCCCGAAGCAGCGAGCAGACGGGGUUUCCUCUCGUUCAGCCUCCGCACGGGGUUCGUUUGCGGAACACAACAUUAAUUGACGGUUAUUUUAACGCACAUGCGUAGUUAACGCAUUAUAUGAGAUUUAAACACGGCUUCCGGCAUUCCUCCGGUAACCUUCACACCUCGUCCCGGCAAUGUCUCGGGUCGUGUCUCUAGUUCUCCACAAGUUCUGGUCUCACCUCAGGAGCCUCAGAGGAACCCUGGAGAACAGCUAGAACCCAUUGUGGAUCAUUCAUGUUAUGCAGAACCAUCAUCUGCAGAACCCAUUGCAUUUCUUUGGGUUCCUGUUUGACAGUUCAGGUAGAAGUGAGAGCUAACAAUGACGUCAGGACUUCAUGACGUUAAUACAAUACAAACACAAAGUGUCCUGCUGUGCCACUGUGGCGUCACCAAGUGAUUCUGAAGUCCAGAUGUUGGUCAGGUGAUCAGCAGGCGGCGCCGUGACUUCCUGAUCAAUCAGCGUUUUGUUCGUUAACCUUGAAGCUUUGGUUUGUUUCCACGCUGACGACCUCUGGAGUCCUUUCGUUAACUAGCGAGACUCCAGACAGAAACAGGAAGUCCACAAGUUUUUAACUUCUCGUUAGUAUUUUAUCUGGAGAAGUUUAGUGGCCAAAGCAACACAAACCUUAACAUGAUUUAGCAGCGGUGAGGCUACCCGUCGGCAAUAUGGGACUUGUAGUUGGCUGUUGCUCAGUUAAAUGGACUACAGCUGCCAGCAUCGCUAGCUGAUGCUACAACGAGGAGCCAGCUCGCUUCCCGUCACACUUCCUGGUUUGAACCGAGAAGGCGUGAACACUUCGAACCCAGUGGCUCUCUAACAGCGAGCUUUAGCGGGAAGCUGCCAUGUCGGACAAGACGGCUCCGCGCUGCCAGCUGAGGCUGGAGUGGAUCCACGGUUACAGAGGACACCAGUGUCGCAACAACCUGUACUACACCGCCGGGAAGGAAGUGGUGUACUUCGUGGCUGGGGUGGGCGUAGUCUACAACACCCGAGAACACACCCAGAAGUUCUACCUGGGACACAACGAUGACAUCAUCAGUCUGGCGAUCCAUCCAGAUAAGGUCCAGGUGGCGACGGGUCAGGUGGGUAAAGACCCGUUCAUCUGUAUCUGGGACACCUACUCCAUGCAGACGGUGUCCAUCCUGAGGGACGUCCACACACACGGGGUGGCUUGUUUGGCCUUCGACUCUGACGGACAGCGGAUGGUGUCUGUUGGUCUGGACGCCAAGAACACAUUGUGCGUUUGGGAUUGGAGGAGAGGACGAGUCCUCGCCAUGGCCACUGGACACUCAGACAGAAUCUUUGAUGUGGCCUGGGAUCCAUUCCAGUCCAACCGUCUGGUGAGCUGUGGAGUCAAACACAUCAAGUUCUGGACUCUGUGUGGGAAUGCUCUGACUCCAAAGAGAGGCAUCUUUGGGAAGACGGGCGACCUGCAGACCAUCCUGUGUGUUUCUGCAGCCAAAGAGGAGCUGACGUACUCCGGAGCUCUGAACGGAGACGUGUACGUGUGGAGAGGAAUCACUCUGGUCCGAACCGUUCAGGCUGCACAUGGGGCAGGGAUCUUCAGCAUGCACUCCUGUGAAGAAGGAUUCGCCACGGGAGGAAGGGACGGCUGCAUCCGACUGUGGGACGUCGAUUUCAAACCCAUCACCAAGAUCGACCUUAGAGAGGCCGAGCAGGGGUACAAAGGUUUGUCUAUCCGCAGUGUUUGCUGGAAGGCCGACAGGAUCCUGGCAGGGACGCAGGACAGCGAGAUCUUCGAGGUCAUGGUGAGAGAGCGCGACAAACCGGUUCUGCUGAUGCAGGGUCACAGCGAGGGCGAGCUCUGGGCGCUAGACCUGCACCCCAAACAACCGGUCGCGGUUACAGGGAGUGACGACCGCUCUGUCAGGCUGUGGAGUCUUCCUGACCACACUCUGCUUGCUCGCUGUAACAUGGAGGAAUCUGUCCGCAGUGUUUCCUUCAACAAUGAUGGCUCUCAGCUUGCUCUGGGCAUGAAGGACGGAUCCUUCACCGUGCUGCGUGUCAGGGACAUGACAGAGGUUGUGCACAUCAAGGACAGGAAGGAAGUAAUACAUGAGCUGAAGUUUUCACCAGAUGGUUCCUUCCUGGCGGUGGGAUCAAACGAUGGGAUGGUGGACGUGUACGCCGUCGCUCAGCGUUACAAGAAGAUGGGUGAGUGCAGCCGCUCCAUCUCCUUCAUCACCCACCUGGACUGGUCGGUCGAUAGCCGCUUCCUGCAGACCAACGACGGCACCGGAGAGCGGCUCUUCUACAGGAUGCCAGCGGGGAAGCUGGUUCCUAAAGAGGAGGCAAAGGGGAUCCACUGGAUGACAUGGACAGGUGUCAUCGGUCCAGAGGUGAACGGCAUCUGGCCCAAAUACUCCAAUGCCUCCAACGUGAACUCUGUGGACGCCAACUACAACAGCGCCGUGCUGGUGACCGGAGACGACCUUGGCCUUCUCAAACUCUUCAGAUUCCCCUGCCUCAAGAAAGGUGCCAAAUUCAAGAAGUACAUCGGUCACUCUGCCCAUGUGACGAAUGUCCGUUGGUCCAACGACUUGCAGUGGGUCGUCAGCACCGGCGGAGCCGACCAUGCUGUGUUCCAGUGGAGGUUCCUGCCUGAGGGCGUCAUGAACGGCGUCCUGGAGCCCCUCCUCCAAGAGGGUUACGCCGACUCCAACAGCGGAGAGUCGGACUCUGACGUUUCGGACGUCCCGGAGCUCGACUCGGACAUUGAACAGGAAGCUCAGACCAGCUACCAGCGUCAGGUGUAUAAGGAGGACCUGCCUCAGCUGAGGAACAAGCUGAUUGGUUCACUGAAGCGUCAGAAAGCUCCGGAGGAGGGGCUUCGUCUGCAGUUUGUUCACGGGUAUCGGGGCUUUGACUGUCGGAACAACCUGUUCUACAGUCAGACGGGGGAGGUUGUGUACCACGUGGCCGCCGUUGCCGUCGUCUACAACCGGCAGCAGCACAGUCAGAGGUUUUACCUCGGCCACGACGACGACAUCCUCAGCCUCACCGUCCACCCGCUUAAAGACUACGUGGCCUCCGCACAGGUGGGCAGAGAUCCGGCUGUCCACGUCUGGGACCUCCAGACCCUGAAGUGUCUGUCUCUGCUAAAGGGACACCACAGCAGAGGAGUGUGUGCCCUGGAGUUCACAGCGGACGGGAAGAGUUUGGUCUCGGUUGGAAUUGAUGAAUUUCACUCCAUCGUCAUCUGGGACUGGAAGAAAGGAGAGCGACUGGCCAAGGCCAGGGGUCAUAAAGACAAAACCUUCGUGGUGAAGAGUAACCCGUUCAGGAUGGACAAGCUGGUGACGGUCGGCAUGAAACACAUCAAGUUCUGGCAACAUUCAGGUGGUGGUCUGACCUUUAAACGGGGGAUCUUCGGGAACCUGGGGAAGCAGGAGACGAUGAUGUCGGCGUGUUACGGCCGGUCGGAGGACCUGGUCUUCUCCGGAGCCACAAACGGAGACGUCUACAUCUGGAGGAACACAACGCUCAUCAAGACCAUCAAAGCCCACGACGGCCCCGUGUUCGCCAUGUGCUCCCUGGACAAGGGUUUCGUGACGGGGGGGAAGGACGGCGUCGUGGAGCUCUGGGACGACAUGUUCGAGAGGUGUCUGAAGACGUACGCCAUCAAGAGAUCUGCUCUGUCUCCGUCUUCCAAAGGUCUGCUGCUGGAGGACAACCCGUCCAUCAGAGCCAUCACUCUGGGUCACGGCCACAUCCUGCUGGGAACCAAGAACGGAGAAAUCCUCGAGAUCGACAAGAGUGGACCGAUGACGCUGCUGGUUCAGGGUCACAUGGAGGGGGAGGUGUGGGGGUUGGCGACUCACCCUCUACUUCCUGUCUGCGCCACCGUCAGCGACGACAAAACUCUGAGGAUCUGGGAGCUGUCGGCCAAUCACCGCAUGGUCGCCGUCCGCAAGCUCAAGAAAGGUGGGCGGUGCUGUGCCUUCUCCCCUGACGGUAAGGCUCUGGCCGUGGGCCUGAACGAUGGCAGCUUCUUGGUGGUGAACGCCGACACGCUGGAGGACAUGGUGACCUUCCACCACCGCAGGGAGCUCAUCUCAGACAUUCGCUUCUCCCAAGAUGCGGGGAAGUACCUGGCCGUGGCCUCCCACGACUCCUUCGUGGACAUCUACAACGUCCUGACCAGCAAGAGAGUGGGCGUCUGCAAGGGAGCCGGCAGCUUCAUCACACACAUUGACUGGGACGCCCGGGGUAAGCUGCUGCAGGUGAACACCGGAGCCAAAGAGCAGCUGUUCUUCGAGGCUCCUCGAGGACGCAAACAGAACAUCAGCGUGGUGGAGUUUGAGAAGCUGGACUGGGCCAGCUGGACAUCUGUUCUGGGUCCCACCUGUGAGGCGAUAUGGCCGACGCUCAGUUUCGUUAACGCCGCUUCGCUCACCAGAGAAGGCAAGCUGCUCGCCACCGGAGACGACUUUGGCUUCCUCAAGCUGUUCAGCUUCCCGUCCAAGGGCCAGUUUGCCAAGUUUAAGAAGUACGUGGGGCACAGCACCAACGUGACCAACGUCCGCUGGUCCAACGACGACUCCGUGCUGCUGUCGGUGGGCGGGGCCGACACGGCGCUGAUGAUCUGGACCAGAGAGCCGGCGGGUCACAAAGAGAGCAAAGCUGUGGACAGCGAGGAGUCGGACGACGACACGGAGGAAGACGGAGGGUACGACAGCGAUGUGGCCCGGGAGAAGGCGGUGGACUACGUCACCAAGAUCUAUUCUGCCAGCAUCAGGAACAUGUCGGGAACCAGACCUCACCUGCAGCUCAAAGAGCUUCCUGUGGAGGAGAGGCCUCCUGUGAGUCGAGCUGCCCCGCUGCCUGACAAACUGCUGAAGAACAAUGUGACCAAGAAGAAGAAGGUGGUGGAGGAGCUGGUGCUGGAGCACGUGUUUGGCUACAGAGGCUUCGACUGUCGCAACAACCUGCAUUACCUCAACGAUGGCGCCGACAUCAUCUUCCACACGGCUGCUGCCGUGGUCAUCCAGAAUCUGUCCGCCGGAACCCAGAGUUUCUACCUGGAACACACCGACGACAUCCUCUGUCUGACAGUCAACCAACACCCAAAGUACCAAAACAUCAUCGCUACGGGACAGAUCGGCGACAUGGCUGACCUGCCAGGCCUUGCUCCGUCCAUCCAUGUAUGGGAUGCCAUGACCAAGCAGACGUUGUCCAUCCUCCGCUGUUCCCACGCUAAAGGUGUCGGCUACGUCAACUUCAGCGCCACGGGAAAGCUGCUGCUGUCAGUGGGAGUGGAGCCUGAACACACCAUCACCGUGUGGAGGUGGCAGGAAGGCACCAAGGUGACUUGUAAAGGUGGCCACGCUGAGCGGAUCUUCGUGGUGGAGUUCAGACCGGACUCUGACACCCAGUUUGUGUCCGUGGGAAUCAAACACAUCAAGUUCUGGACUCUAGUCGGAGGUUCGCUCGUGUACAAGAAAGGCGUGAUCGGCUCGGUGGAGGAUGGCCGCAUGCAGACCAUGCUGUCUGUCGCCUUUGGUGCUAGCAACCUGACGUUCACCGGCGCGAUCAACGGAGACGUUUACGUCUGGAGGGAGCACUUCCUGGUUCGAGUGGUGGCAAAGGCGCACAGUGGUCCGGUCUUCACCAUGUACACCACCCUGAGGGAUGGACUCAUCGUUACUGGAGGGAAGGAACGGCCGACUAAAGAGGGUGGCGCUGUGAAGCUGUGGGAUCAGGAGAUGAAGCGCUGCAGAGCGUUUCAGCUGGAGACCGGCCAGCUGGUGGAGAAUGUCCGGUCUGUCUGCCGAGGGAAGGGUAAGAUCCUGGUGGGCACCAAAGAUGGCGAGAUCAUAGAGGUUGGAGAAAAGAACGCUGCCUCCAAUACCAUGAUCAACGGACACACUCAGGGAGGGAUCUGGGGUUUGGCAACUCAUCCUUUCAAAGACGUCUUCAUCUCUGCCAGCGACGACGGGACCAUCCGAAUAUGGGACCUGGCCGAUAAGAAACUUCUGAACAAGGUGAGUUUGGGUCAUCCCGCUAAGUGCACCUCCUACAGUCCCAACGGAGAGAUGGUUUCCAUCGGCAUGGAGAACGGAGAGUUCAUCGUCCUGCUAGUCAACUCCCUCACCGUCUGGGGAAAGAAGAGAGACCGCAGCGUGGCCAUCCAGGACAUACGGUUCAGUCCAGACAACCGAUUCUUGGCGGUGGGUUCAGUUGAGAGCGCUGUGGAUUUCUAUGACCUUUCUCUGGGACCGUCCCUGAACAGGAUUGGCUACUGUAAGGACAUCCCUGGCUCAGUCAUCCAGAUCGACUUCUCGGCUGACAGCAAACAUAUCCAGGUGUCCACCAGCACCUACACUCGGCAGGUGCAUGAAGUUCCCUCAGGAAAAAUUGUCACAGAGCAGUCUGUAUUUGAGAGGAUCACCUGGGCUACCUGGACCAGCAUCCUCGGGGACGAGGUUCUCGGCGUGUGGCCUCGGAACACGGAGAAGGCAGACGUUAACUGCGCGUGUGUUUCCCACGCCGGCCUCCACCUGGUUACAGGAGACGACUUCGGCCUCAUCAAGCUCUUUGACUUCCCGUGCUCCGAGAAGUUCGCCAAACACAAGCGCUACUUUGGUCACUCGGCUCACGUCACCAACGCUCGCUUCUCCUGCGACGACAAGUUCGUCAUCAGCGCCGGAGGCAGCGACUGCAGUUUAUUUGUGUGGAAAUGUCAGUGAGAUACACCAGAGUCCUCAAGUCCUCCACCAGAGUCCUCCACCAGAGUCCUCAAGUCCUCCACCAGAGUCCUCCACCAGAGUCCUCAAGUCCUCCACCAGAGUCCUCAAGUCCUCCACCAGAGUCCUCAAGUCCUCGACCAGAGUCCUCCACCAGAGUCCUCCACCAGAGUCCUCAAGUCCUCCACCAGAGUCCUCAAGUCCUCCACCAGAGUCCUCAAGUCCUCGACCAGAGUCCUCCACCAGAGUCCUCCACCAGAGUCCUCAAGUCCUCCACCAGAGUCCUCCACCAGAGUCCUCAAGUCCUCCACCUGCGUCCCCGGGCGCUCCGAAACUGACGGUGCUGUGUUUUAUUGUGACGUAGUUCUUCUUGUAACUGGUUUAUAUUUCAGGUCUUCAGUUCAGUUUGUGUCGUUAAACCAGAAGUUUUCUAGUUGAACCUGUUUCAUGUAGCAGUGUUAUGAUAAUAUGUGUAUUAUAUAUGUAUAAUAUAUGUAUAAUAUAUGUGAUAUAAGUAUAUUAUAUGUGAUAUAAUAUAUGUAUACUAUAUGCAUUAUAUGUG
Molecule: messenger RNA, 7538 nt
Organism: Cyclopterus lumpus (lumpfish)
Lineage: Eukaryota; Metazoa; Chordata; Actinopteri; Perciformes; Cyclopteridae
Product: echinoderm microtubule-associated protein-like 6
Exons: 42
Coding region: 1112-6979 (1955 amino acids)
Molecular function (GO): microtubule binding
Source: RefSeq, a predicted model, not a curated record